This is a messenger RNA of Suillus subalutaceus, 1792 nucleotides long. RefSeq names its product Indoleamine 2,3-dioxygenase. Gene Ontology annotation, biological process: 'de novo' NAD+ biosynthetic process from L-tryptophan. The transcript is spliced from 2 exons. Gene Ontology annotation, molecular function: heme binding; metal ion binding; indoleamine 2,3-dioxygenase activity. The coding region runs from base 156 to 1538 and encodes 460 amino acids. Gene Ontology annotation, cellular component: cytoplasm. The record is from RefSeq and is a predicted model, not a curated record. NCBI's taxonomy places the organism in Eukaryota, Fungi, Basidiomycota, Agaricomycetes, Boletales, Suillaceae.
GCCGGAUCAUGCAUAGAGUGCCAGGCCUGAGUAUGAGCAAUUGCUGGCGUCGGUUGACCAUAUGAGAACCAUAUAAUCUCAUCGUCUCAACUCUGGCUGUUAAAUCACUUUGUAGCUCUCCCUCUUUCAAAAUAUCCAACCAGCAGCCAGCCGAUAUGCUACCCCCUGAUCACUUCCUCCUCCAGCCUCGUCAGGACUUCCUGCUCGGCGUACAGGAGGGACACAUCGAUACCUCCACUCUUGCUGCACACGAUUUCGAUGUUGAUACUCGCACGGGUUUUAUGCCCCCAGAUCCGCCUUUAAGUAGACUCCCGGCGCAAUGGGAACUCUGGGAGACAGCACUAGAUGCUGCAAUGCGGGAAAAACUACAGCUUGCUGUCAAACUAGGUCUGACAGCUGAGGAGAAAAACUCAUCUGAGUCAUGGCGAGAACAUGUUCGACAGCUGCCUGUCCUCCCCAUGUCCGAGCUCACACACUCCGAGCUGCUACUCCGGCGCGCGCACCAUGUUCUCACCUUUAUCAUGCAUUUUUACAUUUACACACUCCCCCUAUCUUCCUCCGUGUUCAUUCCAGAACCAAUUUCUGUCCCCCUCGUCGCCAUAUCUAGUCAUUUGCAGUUACCCCCAGUCGUCACGUACUCUGACAAUGUCCUCUAUAAUUGGGACACCAUCCGCCCCAGGGCCCAAAACGAGCUUGGAUUUGAGGCCCCCGCUCUAGACAACCUUCGCAGUCGGGACUUGUUCUCCGGUACCAUAGAUGAGCAAGAAUUUUACCUUGCUUCGGCCCGCAUAGAGCUUUGCGGCGUCGAGGUUCUCGAGCUUAUGCGUGCAACUAUGGACGAGUUGUUCGUCGGCGACGAGAUAGCUAUCAGGCGUAUCACCGCAUACCUCCACAAGCUUGCGUCGAUCGUGCACGACCUCGAGACCAUCCUGCUCGACGUGCGGAAGGGCUGUGACCCUGACACGUUUUAUCACUCCAUCCGCCCAUGGUUCCGUGGCGCAGACUCCGAUCCUGCCCACAGGAAAUGGGUGUUCGAAGGUGUCGAAAAGCAGCCUAUCCACCUCUCAGGGCCAAGCGCAGGGCAGAGCGCCCUGAUCCAUGCUCUAGACGUAUUCCUUGGUCUAGACAAUUGCAAUGUGGUCGAAGGUGGUGUUACGCCGGACCAACGGACGCUAUUAAGAAGAAUGCAGAUCUACAUGCCGCGUCACCACCGCAAUUUCUUGCGACACCUCAGCACGAACCCCCGUCCUGUGCGGACGUUUGUGAUGCAAAUGAAGCCUGAUGUAGAGCUUUUGGACGCGUACAAUUCUGCAGUGCAGUCGGUGAAGGAGUUUAGGGAUGCGCAUAUCAAGAUCGUGGCAAUCUAUAUUAUUGGACCUGCUGCUCGUGAAAGGAUGGAACUCGAGCACGCAGGUCCACAAGCUCCGGAGGCUGGGAAACAAGUGCUGAAGGGCACUGGCGGGACGGAUCUAGUACGCUUCCUUAAAGGUGUUAGAGACAAAACUGCGGAGGCGGUCAUAGAGCCUACGCUGCAGUAGACCGCGUUGGAUCUAGGACCCUGGCAUAACAUAAGCAUCGGCAUUCAUGCAUUUGUUCAACUUAUUGGUCAAUAUUCUGACUCGCCAAUCUUUUCUCCUGUAUGGUGACAUACUCACUUUGCAUGAACUGCGUUUAAUUAAUCUCCCUUAGACAAACAAAAUGGUAGAUUGUUGUCACUAGAUUAUAUGACGUUCAAUGGGUUUAGUUCAGGUGUCGGACUUGUGAUUGAGAGUGUCUUCCAUCAAUGGUCAUC